Molecule: messenger RNA, 1642 nt
Organism: Cimex lectularius (bed bug)
Lineage: Eukaryota; Metazoa; Arthropoda; Insecta; Hemiptera; Cimicidae
Gene: PolD2
Product: DNA polymerase delta subunit 2
Exons: 10
Coding region: 140-1516 (458 amino acids)
Biological process (GO): DNA replication; DNA strand elongation involved in DNA replication
Cellular component (GO): delta DNA polymerase complex
Molecular function (GO): DNA binding
Source: RefSeq, a predicted model, not a curated record
UUUCCCGCCAAUAAAACCAACCUGUUCCCGGGCAACCCGACGAUCGUCCGCCUCCGCACCGUAACGGCCACCGAUUCCGCCCCCGCAGAAAACCGCCUACGCUCCUCCGCCCCCGCCCCCGCGACCGAUCAAUCCUCAGAUGAAGUCUCAGGACGAGCUGAUGUCACCCCCGGGUGAAAGCCUCUUCGAGGACACCUUCCUCAGGGUGAAAUGCGACUACGGCGACCUGUCCGACAAAUUCAAACACAAGAAUAAGGACUUUUCAAAACAAUACGCUCACAUUUACUCGGUCAGACUCGCCAAAAUGAGAAAAACCCUUUUAAAAAGGGUUGAGGACAAAUUCGGUGACCAGUGGAAAGUGAAGAAAUUGGCUGAUCUGCAAGACGAAAGCGAUAUUGGUAAAUGUUUUGUAAUCGGAACAAUUUUCAAGAACCAGGAGCUUCGUCCUAGCGUACUCAAAGAACUGAGCGACGAGCUUCAGAUCGUGCCUCAGCCGAAGGUUGUGCGUUUUGUGGGCGACAAGGAUAGUCUCAUACUUGAAGACGAUUUACAGAGAAUCCGUCUUGUCGGAAACAUCGAUGUCCAUUCUAUUGUCACCGGUGUUGUCGUGGCAGUACUCGGAGUCGUUGACAACACGGGGAAAUUCAACGUGGAACAGGUUUGCUUUUCUGGUCCUGAAUCGCCCUCAAGUCUUACCAUCAAAACAAAAGAACCGGAGCGGUAUCUAGUGAUUUUAAGUGGGUUGGACUUGGCUGCAGCGGCCGACAGCCUUCUAUCGCUCAGGAUGUUCACAGAUUGGGUCACGGGAUGGCUCGGUGGGCCGAGCGAUCAGCAUAAAAACUCAAGAAUUGCGCUCGUCCUUAUUGCAGGCAAUAUGCUGAGGGGAUGCAGCGCACUGAAAGAAGGGAAAAUAAUCAGCACAAACAUCGACAAUACAGAUAUUGUCACUUCUUUGAAAUUGGCAGACGAUCUCCUAGCAGAACUUGCAGAAACUGUUCAUGUUGAACUGAUGCCAGGAGAAUUUGAUCCGACAAAUUACACUCUCCCUCAACAGCCAAUUCACUACACCAUGUUUCCAAAGGCAUCUUCAUUCUCAAGUCUCCAUGGCGUUACUAAUCCUCAUAGUUUUCAAGUGGAAAAUAGAAUCAUAACUGGCUGUUCUGGCCAAGCGGUUUCCGAUGUCGGUCGUUACAGCGAUAUCACCGAUCCAAUUCAAGCUUUAAAGGCUACAUUUCAUUGGGGCCACCUUUGCCCCACAGCUCCAGAUUCUCUUUCUUGUUACCCGUUUUAUGAUGAAGAUCCUUUCAUAAUCGAAAAUCAACCGGACGUUUAUUUUUCGGCGAACCAUGACAAAUUUCAGACAAAGCUCAUCACAUUCGAUCACGGCAAUGGAGUCAGUCAAGAAACGAGGCUCAUCUGUGUACCUUCUUUCAGCAAGACAAAAAGCUGCGUCCUCGUCAAUCUCUCGACACUGGAUUGUGAAAGAGUCUCCUUUAGCGUAGGUUCCUUGCAUUGAUGGAAGCCAUAAGCAUCGGAAUGAUCAGUGCCGAUACUGCAUUUAUAGCUAGUAUGUGUAUAUAUUGAAAACGUGUAAACUGUGUUUAAAUUAAAUGUUAAUAUAGACUAAAGUCUCUCCUCUUCA